Messenger RNA from Lasiosphaeria miniovina, 1031 nucleotides. RefSeq lists its product as uncharacterized. Bases 299 to 976 code for a protein of 225 amino acids. Gene Ontology annotation, molecular function: protein binding. The transcript has a single exon. Lineage: Eukaryota; Fungi; Ascomycota; Sordariomycetes; Sordariales; Lasiosphaeriaceae. The record is from RefSeq and is a predicted model, not a curated record.
AACACCAAAGCUUAGCACACGAGAGCCGGCUGGAAACAGCCCGGAAAUUCCUCACGAAACAGCAAAAACGGCCAGCUUCAUCAACAAACCCGUCUUCCCAAUCCUCGACGAGCCCGCUUUUAUCGACGUGCUCGACGCUAUUCGGAGCAGCAGCCUGGCAGUGGUCCACCGUUGGGCCGCCCAGUUUGAUGCUGGCACAGUUCCACGGGAUUCGAUUGGACUGCCUGAGUUCAACGUGACCCUCAAUACCAGAACCUAGACCUCACACGUGCGCGAACCGUUCAAGAACGCGUGGCUGAUGGGCGACGCAAGGAUCAUCGCGUGCAUGGUCAGUACGCUAGCCGACCUCGGCGACGCGCAGCUGCAGGUCUUGUAUCUCUCAUUCGCAACGAAACGGAACCGCGCCCUCGAGGACUGGGUGUUCUCGACGCCUUCUAGGGUGGACAGCCGGGAGGGGGUCUACAGGAUUCUCCUUCAUGCCGGCGAGCGAGACGAGGCUCUCAACUUGCGCCUGCUCAAGUUCGUAAGCAGCGGCAGCAACAGCGAUAACAACAGGCGGAACAAUAACCUUGACCCCUUCAAGGGCACGUCGGUAUUGCAGCUAGUGGCUAGACGGGGCUUUGCGAGCUGUGUUCGGUUCCUGGUCGAGGGCUGCAGCGUAGACACCAACCACGUCUUUACAAGACAUGGUACCCAUAAAGUGCCUACAACGGUGCUGACGGAGGCCGCCGAGCGUGGCCGUGUCGCCGUAGUGCGGUUUCUGGUGGCGGGACGUCAUUGCAGUCGGGCAAUCGUCGACUUUGAGACGGAGAUGAGCAAGUCUGCUGCGCACCUCGCCGCGGCAAACAGCCAUGAAGAAAUCCUACGGCUCCUGAUGGACGACAACAGAACGGCCACGGAGGAAUUUCGAAGGCUUCUUGGGAUCUGCCAGCUGAGGGAGGCAGCCAUCAGCGGCGACCUGGAAAUACUGGGCUAGCUUUGAUCUAGAAGCAUCCCGUCGAUAUUCUGGAUCUACACCCGUACUCUCCGCU